Messenger RNA from Girardinichthys multiradiatus, 2169 nucleotides. It is a transcript of the gene myf5, whose product is annotated as myogenic factor 5. The transcript has 3 exons. Bases 266 to 1132 code for a protein of 288 amino acids. The record is from RefSeq and is a predicted model, not a curated record. Gene Ontology annotation, molecular function: DNA-binding transcription factor activity, RNA polymerase II-specific; RNA polymerase II cis-regulatory region sequence-specific DNA binding; protein dimerization activity. Gene Ontology annotation, biological process: muscle organ development; positive regulation of myoblast differentiation; regulation of transcription by RNA polymerase II. Lineage: Eukaryota; Metazoa; Chordata; Actinopteri; Cyprinodontiformes; Goodeidae.
ACACUUUCACCCUUUCAAACAGGCCAUGCGACAAAUAUUCAUCCACACCUUUGAAAGCUGCAUGUCCGGUGUUCACUGUGCCCUCACAGAAGCAGAGCUGGAGAAAAUGGGGAUGAGUGGGAAAACACCAGUAGGUGCGGAUGUGGGAAACUCUGUAGGGUACUGGGGGGUGAGGUGGUGGUAGGGAUGAAGCAGGGAGGGAACUGAACUAACUCCAGCCUGCCUUCUGGCUGGGCCAAUGGGCCAUGGUAAUUAGAGCUGGCCAAUGUGGGCCCUGGGCUUUGGCCUGGGGGCAUAUAAGGGGGGCCCUGGGGCAACAGACCCCUCAUAUCACUCAGAGGUCUCCCCUCUUUCACCCAGUAACUUUAUCCUCCUUCGUUCUAUUCUGGCGUCUUUUCUUUACCAAGCCAUGGAUGUCUUCUCUCCAUCCCAGCUCUACUAUGACAGAGCUUGUGCUUCUUCUCCAGACAGCCUCGACUUUGGCACCAGCAUGGAGAUCACAGGCUCCGAGGAAGAUGAGCACAUCAGGAUCCCUGGGGCCCCUCACCAGCCUGGACACUGUCUCCAGUGGGCCUGCAAGGCCUGCAAACGCAAAUCCAGCUUUGUGGACCGCAGGCGGGCUGCCACUAUGCGGGAGCGUCGGCGGCUGAAGAAAGUAAACCAUGCUUUUGAGGCUUUGAGGCGCUGCACCACAGCCAACCCCAGCCAGCGCCUUCCCAAGGUGGAGAUCCUGCGCAAUGCCAUCCAGUACAUUGAGAGUCUGCAGGAACUGCUUCGAGAGCAGGUGGAGAGCUUUUACGGCCUACCUGGAGAGAGCAGUUCUGAGCCAGGCAGUCCACUGUCCAGCUGCUCUGACAGUAUGGCUGGAAGCAACAGUCCAGUGUGGCAACACCUAAAUGCAAACUACAGUAAUGGCUUUUCAUUUACAAAGAAUGACAGUUUGGAUGACAAAGCCCUUGGCGCCUCCAGUUUGGAGUGCCUGUCCAGCAUCGUGGACCGCCUGUCUUCAGCAGAGUCCGGCUGUGGACCGGCCACUCUGAGGCACCUGCCUACCUUCUCCCCUGGUAGCUCCGAGUCGCAGCCCUGCACGCCAGAGAGCCCAGGAUCCAGGCCCAUCUACCACGUCCUGUGAAGAAAAACCCAUGCUUUGAUGUGGAUAGAUUGCCACAUCAGUUUUUUUCAGACACCAGCUGCUUUUGUUACAAAAUUAUAGUAAGAAGAGGUUUUUGUGCAAAGCAGACGAGGACAGCAAAAUCUUUGUAUUUGUAAAUAUUUGUAAAAAUGUAAUAUAACACCAAUUUAUUCUACAUGAACUAUAAUACCCAAUGUGACAUAUUUAAUGUAAUGAUGCAUUAUUCAAUUUUAAAAUGAUAUUUAAACAGCACAGUAAUGUUCUUUUUUCGCUACAUAAUUUUAUGUUUAUUAAAUAUUUUGUUUAAUCGUUUAAGGGGUUUUAGGUUUUCUAUGAAAUAUAUAUUCAUGUUGAGCAAUAUUAUCAAAGUAGGAGCAAUACUAUUAUAUCUUUUUUUGUGUGUGAUUAUCAGUCCUGAUUUAGUAUGUCUGCAAAUUUGUUGUUUGAAAGUUGAACUAAUUUCCAUUUCUUAUUAAAAAAAAAUCUAAAAUGCUCAGAUUGAGUAACAGAUUUGGACCUAACCACAGAUACUGUGGCAAAUUGAAGGACCUGGUUUAUUUAUUAUGUAGUACAGACAUAAUACGUUCCAGAUAGUCUCCGCUGUCUCCAGCUAACAAGGUUUUAGGAUCCCUUUCGAGGUCAGCUGAUACCAUUUGUCAUUUUGUGCUAAUCACUCAUGUGGCCAUUUGUGUGCGAAUCACCAUUAAAACCAUGAUUUAAUUCCUGAAAAAUAAGAAAAAUGGCCCUUCCACCAGUGAAUUAAGGAAACAAAAGGAAAUGUCCUAUUACUUUUAAGGUGCUGGUGUGGAUUUCUGCAUUUUGUGUACCUGUUUGCUCUCUCUAAGCAAAUGUGAGUCAUCAUUAGCACCCCUCAUUAUACCACCAACACUAGUGUGGAGAACAGAUGGCCUCUAAUGGUGCUUAUCGGGUGAGUGAGGAAAGGAAGGGGUCAGUGUUUUAGAUUGUGCUGCAAGUAUGCUGUAAUUUUACUAAAUGCACCACUGACAAAUUUAAAAUAAAACUUUUGGUUCCUUAAA